UCCUCGUACCUACGUUAUACUCUGCCUGGUUGACUUUCCUACUGGUUCUCCCUCGCGGGUUUGCCAGCAGUUCGUCCACUGUUUGGUUCUCGUGUCGUUUCCACUUUAGUACCAAGAUUCGUACGAUUCGGCCUAAGAAAUCUUGAAAAGAAGCCUUCGGUAGCACAUUUUGCUGUCUGCGCUGCGACGCACUGCCAUCUUUUGAGACUUGACGCAUUGUGCGCUGGUAGUCGUUGCCUUUGUUACCGUCUUACUCCCUUUGAGUGCUACUUACAGCUCUCUGGGGUUAUAUUGACUGCCUGCGACCUCUACCUAGUAUAGGACCCCCGUACCUUCGCAUUAUACGUCCAUGAGCAGCUUCGUGCGGUGGAGUGAACAAGAUGAGCCAAAUUCUGACCCCACGACAAGCUGAAGAGCUGCACAAAGCUAUUAUUGCGUACUUGUCGUCCAACAAUUUGCCUAAUACGGCCGCUGCUUUGAGGGAAGAGCUGGGUCUUGGUGAUACAUUCGAUGCUGCUACUUCUAAGAAAUAUGAGGGCCUCUUAGAAAAGAAAUGGACCAGUGUUGUAAGGUUACAGAAGAAGAUUAUGGAAUUAGAGUCGAAAACGGCUACUCUACAGUCUGAAUUGGAUAAUGCGACACCUACCUCUCUGUCUAAGCGAAACCAAGACCCGUCUAGUUGGCUACCUCGAUCUCCGCCACGCCAUACUCUGGAAUCUCAUAGGGGUCCUAUUACUUGCGUCGCCUUUCAUCCCGUCUUUUCUUCCUUAGCUACAGGCUCCGAGGAUUAUACGAUAAAAAUAUGGGAUUGGGAGUUAGGCGAGCAGGAACGUACAAUUAAGGGACAUACAAAAGCAGUGUUGGAUGUUGAUUUUGGUGGUCCCCGAGGAGGGACCCUUCUGGCGUCGUGCUCGAGUGACCUAACUAUCAAGUUGUGGGAUCCUUCUGAUGAAUACAAGAAUAUUAGAACUCUACCCGGACAUGACCAUAGCGUUAGCGCCGUUCGUUUCAUCCCCUCGGGCGCAGCAGGUGCGCCGAGUUCUAGCAACCUUCUCGUAUCUGCUUCUAGGGAUAAGACGUUACGUAUAUGGGACGUGACGACGGGUUAUUGCGUCAAAACGAUACGAGGGCAUGCAGAUUGGGUCAGAGACGUCUGUGCGUCGCCGGAUGGCCGUUAUCUUCUAUCUGCCGGCAAUGACCAGACUGCUCGCCUCUGGGAUAUCUCGCUUGCUAAUCCUGAAAGCAAACUGACACUUGUUGGUCAUGAACAUACGGUCGAGUGUUGCACUCUUGCGCCGCCUUCGACUUAUCAGUAUCUUGCGCCACUUGCCGGCUUAAAAAAGCCACCACCAGCAUCGAGCACUGCGGAAUUUAUGGCGACAGGUUCUCGAGACAAGUCGAUACGGAUCUGGGAUGCGAGAGGCAACUGUAUCAAAACGCUUCUCGGACACGACAACUGGGUAAGAGCAUUAGUGUUCCACCCAGGCGGGAAAUAUCUCAUCAGCGUAUCUGACGACAAGACGUUGCGAUGCUGGGAUCUGACCCAGGAGGGGAAAAACGUAAAGACGCUUGUUGACGCACAUGGCCACUUUGUCUCCUGUUUAAGGUGGGCCCCGGGUAUUAUACGGGAGCCCGCGACGAACGGCUCUGGCGAAGGUCAAAAUGGAACAUCUUUAAAUGGCAUUGCAAAGGCUGCUGUCGCUGCUGAGGUGCAAAUCCGGUGUGUUAUCGCAACAGGGUGUGUGGACUGCAAAUUAAGGAUUUUUGCCAACUGAGAUCACAGCCGCGGCGUGUGGUAGGACUUGAAAACGAUGUUGUUGUCGUUCUGGCGUCACUCUAGCGACCUUGGGUUUCUGUCAAAGCUUAAAACGCUUCUAUAGCUGCACUAACCAGGUCUCGAAGCAAAGGGCUGAGGCGCGUACCCUCAGAUAUUGUUGCCGAACAAGCAAAAAAACUGCAAACCUCGCAAGCUAUGCGGUUCGCUGAAGCGGCGCGGGAAGACGUUUAGAAACAAGCUUUAACGCCAGGGAUA
Daldinia caldariorum is the source of this 2032-nucleotide messenger RNA. Its product is annotated as dynein regulator. The coding region runs from base 381 to 1775 and encodes 464 amino acids. Lineage: Eukaryota; Fungi; Ascomycota; Sordariomycetes; Xylariales; Hypoxylaceae. The record is from RefSeq and is a predicted model, not a curated record. The transcript is spliced from 3 exons. Gene Ontology annotation, molecular function: protein binding.